Plasmodium inui San Antonio 1 is the source of this 2400-nucleotide messenger RNA. Its product is annotated as glutamyl-tRNA synthetase. Gene Ontology annotation, molecular function: ATP binding; glutamate-tRNA ligase activity. Lineage: Eukaryota; Apicomplexa; Aconoidasida; Haemosporida; Plasmodiidae. Bases 1 to 2400 code for a protein of 799 amino acids. Gene Ontology annotation, biological process: glutamyl-tRNA aminoacylation; translation. The record is from RefSeq and is a predicted model, not a curated record. Gene Ontology annotation, cellular component: cytoplasm; cytosol; methionyl glutamyl tRNA synthetase complex. The transcript has a single exon.
AUGGUAGAAAGUAACGAAAUCAACAUCUACUACGGGAAGAAGUACCCCUUUCUAUGUAGAACAAUACUGAACGUGCACAAGAGUCUCCGCCAGAAGGAGAAUCCCACCGGAAGUGACCACUCGCCAGACGAAAAGGUAAAAUUUGUGAAGGACGAAAAUGUAGAAGAAAUAAAGGUACAGUUUGUGAGCAAGGCAGAAGCGCAAGAGGGAGACAAUUGCAUAAACACGACGAACAAAAUAUUCGCAAAGAAUCUAGACCAGAUAUUGCAAACCAAGUUGUAUCACUCCUUCUGCGAGAAUAACAAAAAAGAAGACAAACAGACGGACGUCUAUGUACAGGCGCAAUACGAUGAGUGGCUAGACUACUUCAGGAACAAACAAGUGCAGAAGGAAAUACUAAUCAUCUGUGACUAUCUCAAUAAACACCUCCAUCUGAAUACAUUCAUAUGUGGAGACUAUUUAACCCUGUCUGAUUUGUACGUGUAUUACGAAAUGUACCGAUAUUUUAACGUGUCCAAUUGUUACAAUGUUAAGUACUGGAAGCAGUUCAGGAAUGUUAACAGGUGGUUUAAAUUAAUUAGCUGUUUAGUGAAUUACCCAGAUGGAGAGCUAACAACAAUGCUGAAGAAGGAAGUCGAAACAAGCCAAGUGGAUAUUACCAAAGAUGCAAACACCAUGCAAUUGUUAAAGCAGAAAAUCGGAUCCACUUCGUACGUUGGCAAAUUGGAGAACGCAGAAAAGGGAAAUGUAGUCACGAGAUUUCCCCCUGAACCAUCAGGCUACCUACACAUCGGCCACGCGAAAGCAGCCUUUCUGAAUAGUUACUAUGCAAAUAUGUACGAGGGGAAGAUGCUACUACGAUUUGAUGACACCAACCCAGCCUUGGAAGACAUCAAGUAUGAGACAUCCAUCAUGGAAGAUCUAGAAAACUUGGGAUUAAAGUAUGAAAAAGUUAGCUACUCUUCGGACUAUUUUGCAACCUUAGAGGAGUACUGCAUUAAGUUAAUCAAAAUGGAUAAGGCUUACGCGGAUGACACCAAUGUAGAAGAAAUGAGGAACCAAAGAGGAGAAGGAAUCGAAUCUAUAAAUAGACAAAACUCGGUGGAGCAGAAUCUACAAUUGUUUGAAGAAAUGCGUAAGGGGUCUGAAAUAGGACAGAAAAAUUGCAUCCGAGCAAAAAUAGACAUGCAGAGUAAGAACAAAUGCAUGAGAGAUCCCGUAUUAUACAGGUGCAUAGUAGAUACACCUCACCACAGACACGGGUUCAAGUUUAAGUGCUAUCCCACCUACGAUUUUGCAUGCCCAAUAAUAGACUCCAUUGAAGGAGUAACACACGCAUUGAGGACAAACGAAUAUAGCGACAGGAUAGAACAAUACAACUGGUUUAUCACCACCUUACAGUUAAGAAAAGUCUACAUUUACGAAUUCAGUCGAAUCUCAUUUGUUAAAACGGUUAUGUCGAAGAGGAAGUUAAAAUGGUUUGUUGAAAAUAAGCUAGUGGAUGGCUGGCUAGAUCCACGUAUGCCCACUAUCAAGGGGAUCCUCAGAAGAGGAUUAACAAAAGAAGCCUUGUUCCAAUUUAUUCUAGAACAGGGACCUUCCAAAUCGGGAAAUCUCAUGCAAUGGGAUAAACUCUGGUCCAUCAACAAACAGAUAAUCGACCCAAUCAUCCCCCGAUUCGCAGCAGUUGAUAAAAAAAAAGGAGUCAUUCUUAAAUUAACUGACUUGACGGAAGACAUUGUUGAAAAAACAAGAGACCUACACAUGAAAAAUAAAUCCCUUGGCACGUGCUCCAUGUUUUAUACCAACCGUUUGUUUAUCGAAUUGGAAGAUGCGCAAACGUUGGCAGAGCAGGAAGAAAUUACCCUAAUCAAACUGGGAAAUGUGAUCAUCACUAGUAUUGUGAAAGGGGACGAUCAUGCAACAAACGCCCCAGAUAUUAAGGAAGUCAUUGCCACGUCCAAUUUCGAUGGAGACUUCAAAACGACAAAGAAAAAAAUCCACUGGUUGCCAUACAUACCCGAAAAAUUAAUCACCUGUACGCUUUACGAAUAUGACCACUUAAUUACCGUCGACAAAUUUGAAAACGACAAUAAGGAAGAUUGGACGAAAUUUAUCAACCCCAGUAGCAAGUACGAGACAGUGGUGUACUCCGAACCAGCCAUUACCUCCCUAAAGGUGUCGGACAAAUUUCAGUUCGAAAGAAGGGGAUACUUCAUUGUCGACAAGGUCGUCAACAGCCACCUUCUUCUGAUUAAAAUCCCCGACGGGAAGUCCAAGAACAUGUCCAUCAUAAGUUCCAAGGUCAACCCGAAAAAUUUGGCAGGCACUAAAAACAAGGCCCCCGACGCCUCGGAAAAAGCUGCCAAGGGGGAUCAAGCCCCCGACGGGAACAAGUAG